Protobothrops mucrosquamatus (brown spotted pit viper) is the source of this 2990-nucleotide messenger RNA. It is a transcript of the gene L3MBTL2, whose product is annotated as L3MBTL histone methyl-lysine binding protein 2. Gene Ontology annotation, molecular function: zinc ion binding. The record is from RefSeq and is a predicted model, not a curated record. NCBI's taxonomy places the organism in Eukaryota, Metazoa, Chordata, Lepidosauria, Squamata, Viperidae. The coding region runs from base 59 to 2518 and encodes 819 amino acids. The transcript has 18 exons. Gene Ontology annotation, biological process: regulation of DNA-templated transcription. Gene Ontology annotation, cellular component: nucleus.
GGCAGCCUCUUGCCGCUCGGGAUAGUGGCGUGGGGUUAUUGGCGUGUGCUGAAGAGCCAUGGACCGGGAGGAAGGCGAGUUGGAAUCUCCAAUCCACUGCACGUCUUCAUCUUUGGGGCAGAUGGCUGAGGAAGAAGAGGCAGAUGACUUUGAUCUCUAUGGGGAUUAUGACAGCUUUCCGCAAUAUAGCAGCAGUGAGGAAAGUGGCAGCACUUCCUAUCUAGACGAUUCUAGUGAGAACGAAGUAGCAGAUCGUGAGGUUGGGGAAGUGCCUCCAUCUCCUUCACAGAUCCUGACCCCCAGCAUCCACAUGCCAGAUGAUAAUGGAUCUGAGCCAGCUGUCUGUGAGAUGUGUGGUAUUGUGGGCACGAAAGAUGCCUUCUUCUCCAAGACCAAACGUUUCUGCAGUGUCUCCUGUUCCAGGAGUUACUCCUCAAAUUCCAAGAAGGCUAGCAUUCUGGCAAGGCUGCAGGGUAAACCACCAACAAAAAAAGCUAAAGUCUUGCACAAGGCAGCCUGGUCUGCUAAAAUUGGAGCAUUUCUCCACAUUCAGGGGACAGGGCAACUGGCAGAUGGAACAUCAACUGGUCAAGAUGCUCUCAUUGUAGGCUUUGAUUGGGGAGCAUAUCUGCAGGACCAUGGAUACAAGGCUGCAUCUGUUAGCAGUUUCAAACAUGUUCCCCUUUAUGAUCAAUGGGAAGAUGUGAUAAAAGGGCUGAAGGUUGAAGUAUUGAACAGUGAUGCCGUGCUUCCCAGUCGUGUGUAUUGGAUUGCUUCUGUUGUUAAGAUUGCAGGUUACAAGGCACUGCUGCGUUAUGAAGGCUUUGAAAAUGAUUCCAGUCGUGACUUCUGGGUCAACUUAGGUACUAUGGAAGUGCAUCCAAUUGGUUGGUGUGCCAUUAACAGCAAAAUUCUGGUGCCACCCCAAACUAUCCAUUCAAAGUUUACAAACUGGAGAGGGUACCUUAUGAAAAAAUUGGUGGGGGCUCGAACAAUCCCAGUUGAUUUCCACUUAAAGAUGACGGAGAACAUGAAGUAUCCUUUCCGGCAAGGCAUGAGGGUAGAAGUAGUGAACAAGGCCUGCAUAUCCCAAACACGAAUGGCCAUUGUGGAUACUGUAAUUGGUGGCCGGUUGAGGCUUCUCUAUGAGGAUGGAGACAGCGAUGAUGAUUUCUGGUGCCAUAUGUGGAGCCCUCUAAUCCAUCCUGUAGGCUGGUCCAGAAGGGUUGGUCAUAGCAUAAAAAAAACAGAAAAGAAUAAUGAUAUGGCAACCCAUCCUACCUUCCGGAAAAUCUAUUGUGAUGCUGUUCCAUAUCUCUUCAAAAAGGUACGUGCUGUCUAUCCAGCAGGCGGAUGGUUUGAGGAAGGCAUGAAAUUGGAAGCUAUUGACCCUCUAAAUCCUGGCAACAUUUGUGUGGCUACCAUCUGUAAGGUCCUUUUAGAUGGUUAUCUUAUGCUUGGCAUUGAUGGCACAACUUCCGAAAGUGAUUCAGAAUGGUUCUGCUAUCAUGGGUCCCUGCAUUCCAUUUUCCCUGCUGGCUUCUGUAAGAACAACAGUAUAGAGCUGACUCCACCAAAAGGAUAUGAUGCUAAGAUCUUCAGUUGGGCAAGCUAUCUAGACAAGACUAAGUCAAAAUCUGCACCAGCACGUCUUUUCAAUGUGGAUUGUCCAAAUCAUGGCUUCAAAGUGGGUGCUAAAAUAGAAGCAGUAGACCUGAUGGAACCAAGACUUAUCUGUGUGGCAACAGUAAAAAGGAUAGUCCAUCGGGUCCUCAGAAUUCACUUUGAUGGCUGGGACAGUGAAUAUGACCAGUGGGUAGAUUGUGAAUCACCAGAUAUCUAUCCUGUGGGUUGGUGUGAACUGAUAGGUUACCAGCUGCAGCCACCAGUGACUCCAGAACCUGAAUCGCCUGCAUUUGCCAAGGAGGUUUCAAAGAGGAAGCGAAAACCAUAUGGAAAGAAAAGAAAAAAGAUGACUGCUAAAUCGCGUUCCAUCAAGGAGGCAGCUAAGAAAGUGAUCACUCCAAAAACAAAGGAAGAAACAAAAGCUAUCAAAAAGCUGCCUACUUCAAAAUCAAAGGAGGGAAAACCAACUGUUUCAAAAACUGAGGCAAUGCAGGCUAAAUCCAAGACUUCUUCAAAACUACUGCCUGAAACCUUUGUUGCUGUGCAAGUGAAAGAAGAAAUGCUUGAAGACCCAAAGGUGAGGCUUGAAACUCCACACCAUUCAGCACCAGUGAAGGAUGAGGACACGGAUCAAGAAGCUCCAGCACACUCUACGAUAAUCGGUUGCCUAAAGGAUGAAGGCAUGGAACCAGAGUCCCCAGAAAGCCCUAUAGCAGAUGACCAGGAUGGCAGCAUGGAUGUAGAAACUGCAACAAGCCUUGAUACACUUCGCUACUUAAAGGAUGGAGUUAAGGAACCAGCAAUUGCAAACUCUAUUGCAAUUGCCUGCUUAAAAGAUGGGGUCAUAAAAACUGAAGCCUAUAAGGGACAAAACUUCUAUUUUAGAAGAUGAAUAAUGGGAAUUAAUGACUUACUUGCGUAAUGAGAGAAGACGACAAUCACAGGAAAAAGGGAUAUCAUUCAAGUUGAUUACCUCCAGAGCACUGAAGCCAUGUAAAUUAGGUAAAUUGUACAUUCUAUUUUUCUCCAGAUACAGACUUUUAAUAUUUGGACCCAAGCCAGUAAAGGCACCAGAAGAAAUCUGCCAACACAAGUUGGUAAUGACAAGUUCAAGAUCUACAGAAGUAAUUUAUAAUUAUCCCAAUCUUCUAUUUCCACUGAUCCUUUGUAUGUGUCCAAUAACUGUAAGAAAAUUAGUGUAUUCAUAAUCUCUAAAACAGUUAACAGUUUCUUGUUUAAUUAAACUUAAAGGUGAAAGAGAAAACAUUUAUCAGAAUUGACUAUAAUUAGCCUAUAUCAAAAGUAUAACUCAAAGUCUGCAUGCAGUCUCCAGAUUCUUGAAUGCAGCCACCUCAGCUUAUUCA